Molecule: messenger RNA, 555 nt
Organism: Aspergillus affinis
Lineage: Eukaryota; Fungi; Ascomycota; Eurotiomycetes; Eurotiales; Aspergillaceae
Product: ribonuclease H family protein
Exons: 2
Coding region: 1-555 (184 amino acids)
Molecular function (GO): nucleic acid binding; RNA-DNA hybrid ribonuclease activity
Source: RefSeq, a predicted model, not a curated record
AUGGAUACGGCAGCAGGCAGGAGGUACAUCAUUGAGGGGGCAGAGGAGGCAGUCCAGACCCACGAUAGAAUCUGCCGCGAGGACCGGCAGAUCUGGUAUACAGAUGGAACCGGCUAUCAGGGGAUGAUCGGAGCUGCCGCAGUCUCUAUUCGAGCAGGUAAAACCGCUAGAAAGUACCUAGGAACGGAACUGGACUCUACGGUCUACGUUGGGGAAUUAGAAGGGACCCGAAUGGCCCUAGAUCGGGCGAAGCCUAUCCCGAUCACGGUCUUCUCAGACAGCCAGACAGCUAUUCAAACCGUGCGCAACCCCGGCCGGCCAUCGGGUCAGUACGCAUUGCGAGCUAUUUAUGAGAGGAUCAGGACCUUGCGGAGCGAGAGCCUAGAGGAUGCUAAAUUACGUUGGAUUCUCGCGCAUAUCGGGGUAAAGGGAAACGAAAGGGCAGACAAGGCAGCCAAGGAAACUGCGAUAAAGGGAAUUAAAUUAAGCUCAGUAAAGCUGCGAGAUCGACCAAUCAUACAGCUUGUAGCUGCAGCUAAAAGAGAUAUCCGCUAA